UAAAAAGCACCUCCACUUUCCACUCCAUUUGACAAAGACUGUGGAGAGAGAGAAAGAGUACACGGUGAGUUCAGACUCAGAGAUCGGCGACAAUGGCUUCUUCAACCGAACGUGACAACUUCAUCUAUGUCGCCAAGCUUGCUGAGCAAGCCGAACGUUACGACGAAAUGGUGGAUGCUAUGAAGAAGGUAGCAAAGUUGGAUGUGGAACUGACUGUUGAAGAGAGAAACUUGCUUUCAGUUGGGUACAAGAAUGUGGUUGGUUCUCGUAGGGCGUCAUGGAGAAUAUUGUCCUCAAUCGAGCAGAAAGAGGAAUCAAGAGGCAAUGAAGUGAGCGUAAAUCGGAUCAAGGAAUACAGGCAGAAGGUUGAAAAAGAAUUGACCGACAUUUGUAAUGAUAUCAUGGUUGUGAUUGAUGAACAUCUGAUUCCAUCUUCAUCGGCUGGAGAAUCUACUGUUUUCUACUACAAAAUGAAAGGAGAUUAUUAUAGGUAUCUUGCAGAGUUCAAGACUGGCGAUGAUAAGAAAGAGGCAGCUGAUCAGUCUCUGAAGGCUUAUCAAUUGGCUUCCACCUCAGCGGAAGCUGAAUUAUCCUCUACUCACCCGAUCAGGUUGGGUUUGGCUUUGAACUUCUCUGUGUUCUAUUAUGAGAUCAUGAACUCUCCUGAAAGGGCUUGUCACCUUGCAAAACAAGCUUUUGAUGAAGCUAUCUCAGAGCUUGAUUCCUUGAGCGAGGAAUCGUACAAAGAUAGCACUUUAAUUAUGCAGCUCUUGAGGGACAACCUCACUUUGUGGACUUCCGACAUUCCAGAGGAUGGAGAUGAAAAGAUGGAGAUCACCAAAUCUGGUGCGGAAGAGUAAGAUUGUAUGACGACAGCGGCCUAGCUCUGGGUAAGAAAUGAUGAUGUAUGUUAUUUGUAAGCUUGAUUUCUAAAGCAGUGAUUGAGAAGAAUGAUUUUAGUGUAUUUGUUUGAACGUUUUAGGUCACUUAUUCAUUCCGAUAUCUAUCGAUUAAGAUUGCCUUUUCUUUUCUUUU
Molecule: messenger RNA, 1035 nt
Organism: Helianthus annuus (common sunflower)
Lineage: Eukaryota; Viridiplantae; Streptophyta; Magnoliopsida; Asterales; Asteraceae
Product: 14-3-3-like protein C
Exons: 7
Coding region: 93-860 (255 amino acids)
Biological process (GO): signal transduction
Cellular component (GO): cytoplasm
Source: RefSeq, a predicted model, not a curated record